Molecule: messenger RNA, 4864 nt
Organism: Neoarius graeffei (lesser salmon catfish)
Lineage: Eukaryota; Metazoa; Chordata; Actinopteri; Siluriformes; Ariidae
Gene: larp1b
Product: La ribonucleoprotein 1B
Exons: 19
Coding region: 333-3638 (1101 amino acids)
Biological process (GO): mRNA stabilization; positive regulation of translation
Cellular component (GO): cytosol; cytoplasmic stress granule
Molecular function (GO): RNA cap binding
Source: RefSeq, a predicted model, not a curated record
CGUGGCUAUUCGUAGUUAUUUCCUUUUCGGUUCACUCCUGUUCGGCCCAAACGUCAAGUUGCUCAGAGCCGUAAAGCGGCGGCUAAAGUUGCUUUUUUUGGGGGAAGAUUCUUCUGAUCGCUUCGUGCUGUGUUCCCGAGAUGGCCUGCUGGAGUGUGGGAUUAUUUUGAGCGGUUAUUUUGUGCUGAAGCUGCUUCUUACUCGAGCUGCUGUGUGUCAACUCGCGGCCAGGCGGAACCCCGGAGAGAGAGAGAGAGAGAGAGAGAGCGCGGCGCGGCGCGGGCUGGGGGACACCGGCAGACACACCGCGCUCAGGGACAGCCUGCUGCAGCAUGGCGGCUCAAGUGGCGAGUGAGUGUCGGUUCGGAGAGGGCGAGCAGAACACGGCGGGGAAGUCUGAUCCCCCGAGGAGUCCGGACGGGCAGCAGCGCGCUCCCCCCCCCACAGCCGAGCCCAAACAGCCCAAAGUCCACAGCAAAGCCCCGAAGCCCGGGCCCGCCGACACCGAGCCGGCCGCACUCAGCGACAACAGCAGCCAGAAGGAAAGCGAGCAAAGUGCGGCGAGCAGCUCUGCAGAGCCCAGCAGGAAGAGAGUGAGCGAGGCUCCGCCGCCGAGAGUAAACCCCUGGCUGAGGAACAACAGCGCGGCGCGUCCUCCUCCUCCUCCCCCCAGCGCUCAGGAAGCGGAGUCCCAGAACUCUGCAAAAGUGGUACGUGCCAACAAGCCCAGGUCCAGGAAGUCCAGCAAGUCAAGUGAUUUCAGUGACAUCACCAACUGGCCUACCCCUGGAGAAAUAGCCAGUAAGGAGCAGCAGCAGAACGCACUGAAUGCACAAGGUCAGAAAGUCCCAGCUGGGCGGAGAGAGAGACGAAGGGAGCGCGGAGGAGAGAAGAGAGAGAAGGAGAGCGGUAGUGACGGGAGCGACAGUAAAGAGAACAGGGAGGCACAGCAGGAGACGCAUCUAACCACCGAGCUGGAGAAGGAAGCGGGGAAAGACACUCAGAGCAGCGUCCCCCGCAGGAGAGGCUUCAGGAGGGAUUUCAGUGACGAGACAUCAAGCGUUCGCAGCGAGGGCAGCAGUGUCCGCGGCAGCCUCCGAGGACGAGGCAAAAGUCGUGGCAGGGGCAGAGGUCGCGGCCGAGGACGUUUUGACUACUCCCACAGUUAUCGGGAAUCCUACGCCGAUGGUUCCAGCACCGUUCCUCCGGAGUUUGGGACCAACAUGAUGUAUUUCUAUGACGACGGCAACCGGGUACAAAUGUACACGAUCGAGGAGAGUCUGCUCAAGGAGUACAUCAAGCGCCAGAUCGAGUACUACUUCAGCCUGCACAACCUGGAGCGGGAUUUCUUCUUGAGGAGAAAGAUGGACGCCAAGGGCUUCCUGCCCAUCUCGCUCAUCGCCGGCUUCCGCCGCAUCCAAGCCCUCACCACUGACAUCAGUCUCAUCAUGGAGGCAGUGAAAAGCAGUGACGUUGUGGAGCUGGUCGAUGAACGGAUUCGGAGAAAGGAUGAUCCGGAGCACUGGCCGAUCCCUGGGCCGCCCGCCAACUCUUCACACACAGACUUCAGCCAACUCAUUCACUGUCCAGAGUUUAUCCCGGGACAGACCUUCACCUCUCUCACUGCAGUCUUGACUUCCCCGGCCAGUCAGACCACAGUCGAACCUCCUCCUGCAACAAACGGCCAAUUAAACGACAGCUCCGAUACCGACGCCAAACCGCAGUCCGAGGAGUCGUCCACAGUCGAGUCGAAAAGUGUGUCCAGCUCAGAUGAGAGGACCACCGAGGGGCUGUCCAUCAGAGCGCCUGAUCCGGAGAGCCAGUGGGUUCAGGUGGAGAAACGGCACAAGAACACGUCUGGGAAAAACAAGCCAUCUGAAACCCAUCACCACCACCUUCCUCCUUCCUCCAUGUCUGAGCCUUCCCUCUUAACAGAACGUUCAACACCAGUCCAGACAAAUCCACCACUCGAGGCUGACCAGGAAGAGCUGGACUUCCUGUUUGAUGAAGAGAUGGAACAACUUGCAGCACCUCGCAAGAACACCUUUACUGAUUGGUCGGAUGACGAUUCGGACGGUGAGCUGGAUGACAGCGACGUGAACAAGAUCCUGAUCGUCACACAGACGCCACCGCACUUGCGCAAACACCCGGGAGGCGACCGUACAGGCAACCACGUCUCCCGCGCCAAAAUCACUGCCGAGCUCGCCAAGGCCAUCAACGACGGCCUGUACUACUAUGAGCAGGACCUGUGGACCGGGGACGAGAAUCAGCUGGAUGGCGCCAACAUGAAGGAGGUUGAAAACUUUAAGAAGCUCAACAUGAUCAGCCAGGAUGAGUUUGACACUUUGACCCCAAAAUUACCUGUUGAUCCCAACCAGGAAGUGCCACCACCUCCCCCCUGUCAAGAUGAGCCCAGCCUGGCCCACUCUCUGCCCACUGGCGUCCCAGAAUCCUCUAGUGCUCCCCGAACCCCUCGUACCCCACGCACGCCUGGUCGGCAAGACCCAAACAAAACACCCCGCUUCUAUCCCGUUAUGAAGGACAGCGGAAACAUUGAUGGAAAGACACCCAGGAAGAGGAAAACGCGUCACAGCUCCAACCCUCCACUGGAAAGUCAUGUAGGCUGGGUGAUGGACUCUCGUGAACACAGGCCGCGCACUAACUCCAUCAGUAGUUCAAAUGCUUCUCCAUCGGAGGGCGCUCUCCUGCAGUCAGCCAGUUAUGGCUGCACCCCUCAAUCUCUGCCCAAAUUCUGGCACCCGUCCCACGAGCUGCUGCGGGAGAACGGCUUCACCCAGCAGGUUUAUCACAAGUACCGCCGACGCUGUCUCAAUGAGAGGAAACGGUUGGGAGUGGGUCAAUCUCAGGAGAUGAACACACUGUUCAGGUUCUGGUCCUUCUUCCUCAGAGACAACUUCAACAGGAAAAUGUACGAAGAGUUCAAGCAGUACGCGUUGGAGGAUGCCAAAGAAAACUACAGGUACGGACUGGAGUGCCUCUUCCGAUUUUACAGUUAUGGGUUGGAGAAGAGGUUCAGACCUGAUAUCUUCAAAGACUUCCAGGAGGAAACUCUGCAUGACUAUGAGAGAGGUCAACUGUAUGGUCUGGAAAAGUUCUGGGCCUUCCUAAAGUACUCGCAGAUUAAAGGCCAAGUUAUUGACCCCAAGCUGCAGGAGCAUCUCCACAAAUUCAAGAGCAUAGAUGACUUCAGAGUGGAGCCGCCAAUGGGAGAGGAGCAGGGGGGUCGGAGACGGAGACACUCGUCCUCUGGAGGGGACGAAGGCAGACGCAAACGUUACAACUCAACCUCGUCUUCAUCAUCAAAACAGGCCCCGCCCACCAAGGCUUCCAACGAGCCUGCUGCUGAAGGGGAAGCCAAGACGGAUUCAACCAAUCGAGCCGCUUCUCCAGCAAACACUAAACCCGUUUCAGCCAGUCGUGGGCCAACAAACAGCAGACUGACCUCAACCAAUCAACGAGCCAUUGCAGGGCUGGCCAAAUCAGCUUCAACCAAUCAGAAAGCAACUGCCAAGAGCGCCACAGUCAGUGAAGCAACUUCAGCCACGAAGGAGAACGUCAAGAAGAAUCCACAGUCUGAAAUGGCUGGCAAAACCAAAGACGUGCAUCCGCCAAACUAAAUGAAUUCUGAGAGCUCGGUAUUUUGAAUCUUAACUGAGAAGGGCUAUCUUGAGGGCAAAUUAUAUUUACAGCAUCGAUUGUAAAUCUCUUCUACGAGUAAAUGAGCCAAACCGUUACAAGUGAAGCUUGGGUGUUAAACUGUCAGGGCUUAACUGAUUUCACUACGUAAAGUAUCAAUCCAAAUGUUGUAUUCGUUUUAGCAGAAACAGUUUUUUGGCUCAUGGUUGGUUUUAACAGUUAUUCAGUUUUAAAUCGGCACAAUUGGUGGACAAAAAUCAUUGGAGUCAAAAACCAUUCUGCUGUCAAGUUUACGAAAGCUGCAUCGAGUGGAGUUUGUGGACGUGUUCCUGUGUUGAAUGUAAAUUUCUUUGUUUUACCUUCUGGGGUGCCUUACAUUUCAAAGUUUUCACCCAAAUUAUAUCAGGAAAUGUAUCACCAAUGUUAUUCUAUUUCGGUGGUGUCAUAACUUUGUAUGUGAUCAUAAUAACAUGAUCGCUGAUAUAUGAUGAAAGUGUGUUUGAGGGAAAGAAACAAACUCGAGCAGAUUAUACAGAUUAUAUUAUUGUAAUACUCAUUUACACUCGAGAUGGCAAUAUCAUGACAAUAAAAAUGACACUAUAUGUAGUUUAUUGAUGCAUCGUGUUUGGGAUUGAAUAUGAAAUUAGUGUUAAGGGGGGAAAAAAUACAGUAUCAUGCUUAACAGCAAAGCUAGUGCACGAUUGUAAUAAAAUUAAGUUUUGGAUCUAAGAAUGUAGGAUAUUUAAUCUUCUGUUACAGAUUUAACAAAUUUUGAUUUUUUUGGCUUAAAUUAGAAAUGUCUGUACUUGAAGCUUUAUUUUCUAAGUAUUUUUAUUGCUUUUAAAAAAAAGAAAGGAGUUUAUAUUCCAGGAAAAAAAAGUUUUACAUUCUAUUGGAGAAGGGAUUAUUUUCUCUUAAUUUUGAGUGUUUUAAUCGAUUCUAAUCAUAUUUUUAUUGCUUCUUAUGACUUGUUUGGAUAAUGCAGCUAUAUAAUAGAAAUAUAAACUGUACAUAAUGAUGAGGAAUUGCUAUGAUUUGGUUGAUUUUAAUUUUUAUUGAGCUGUAUUAUUGUAGUAUUGUUUUGCGUGCGCUGGUGUGUUCGUAUGCAUGUCAGGUUCCUAUUUUUCCUCUUUUUGCCUAUAAAUUGUAACAUGUAAAAAUGCAUAUAUUAAAAAAAAAAUUAAAAUCUGUUUAUAAAAACCCAAAA